Messenger RNA from Pseudozyma flocculosa PF-1, 1113 nucleotides. RefSeq lists its product as uncharacterized. The record is from RefSeq and is a predicted model, not a curated record. The coding region runs from base 1 to 1113 and encodes 370 amino acids. The transcript has a single exon. Lineage: Eukaryota; Fungi; Basidiomycota; Ustilaginomycetes; Ustilaginales; Ustilaginaceae.
AUGAAGCUCAGCACCGCCCUGGGCGCGCUCGCCGCCGCGCUCGCGCUCGCGCUGCCCCCGACCGCCGAGGCCCGCCAACGCAUCCUGCUCUACACCAAGACGGCCACGUUCCGGCACGACUCGAUCCCCACGGCCAUCGCGCAGAUUACCGAGUGGUCCAACACGACCUGGCCCGGCUUUGACGUCGUCGCCACCGAGAACCAGUCCCUCUUUGACCGCGCCGGCUGGCUCGACCAGUUUGACGCCCUCGUCUUUGUCUCGACCUCGGGCCGCAUCCUCUCGCGCCAGGGGCAGCGCAACAUGAUCACCUACCUCCAAAAGGGCGGCGGCUUCAUGGGCGUCCACGAGGCGUCCGACUCGGUCUACCAGCCCUGGUACGGCCGCCUGGUCGGCGCCUUUUUCGACUACCACCCGGAAGAGUGCCGCGCAGAGAUGCUCGUCCAGCCCGAAGUCUCGUCCCACCCGUCCGUGUCGUGGAUCAAGAACGGAUCCUGGAUCGUCCGCGACGAGAUGUACAACUACCUCAGCGACCCGCGCAUCUAUGGCCGCCGCGUCACGCUCGCCGCCAACGAGUCGAGCUACCACGACCCCGUCACGUCCAAGGCCGACCGCGCCGCCGCACAGGGCUCCCCGCACCCCAUCUCGUGGUUCACCGACAACGGCAACAACCUCCUCAACCCCGCCUCCUACCACGUCGGCGGAAACACCGACGACACCGCCACCUCGCUCGACGCAGGCGGCGGCGACGGACGCAUGUUCUACACCGCACUCGGCCACUCGAACGAGACCUGGACAUCCAGCCCGGGAUUCAAGCGGCAUUUCCUCGGCGGCCUCGUCUGGAUCCUCAACUCGACCACCAUCCGGUCAUACUCUAGCGAAACCGACGCCUGGCGCGUCGGACAGCAGUGGGAAGAACGCCCGCCUUACGUCGCAGAACCCGACAUCGACGAGAAGCAGCAGGCAGACACGCAGAGCGCUGCCAACGCCACCACCAACUCCAAACAGCGCCACAGCGCCAACGCCGCCGUCGCCCUCGCCCCGCACGCGCCCCUUGCCUUUGUCGCCGGCGCAGCAUCCCUCGUCUCGGCCAUUGCCAUGUGGACCGCCGUAUAG